GAGGUCCAGCUGCCAGUCGUUACAAAACCUCCAUUCGACAUGUUGCGGUUUAUGUUGGCUGCCCUGCUGGCGACAUCCACUUUCGCCGCGCCAUCUGCACGUCCACAAUUGCCUCAAGUUUUCGAGCCCUGCCCCACCAGCAGUCCUGACUUUGAGGCCUGUGCUAAGCGCAAUCUCCAGAAGGGAGUGGCUGUAUUGAGCGAUGGGCUGCCCGCAGUGGACUUCCCUCCGCUCGACCCCCUGUUUGUCCCGGAGCUGCUGCUCGACUACAGAGGCAAUGAAGCGGACGUGAAAAUGAUCAUCAGGAACAGCGAAACCCGCGGUCUCAAGGACGUUGACAUUCUGAGCUUCAGGGCGAACCUGAGCGACCCGUCAAACAUGGUCAUUGAAGUCGAUUUCCGGAUUCCUGCGUUGGUCAUCAAGGGUGAAUACAAGACGCAGGGGAAAAUCAUUAGCUUCCCCAUCGGCGGCAAGGGCGUCUACAACAUCAGCAUGCGGGACCUGACAGGCACUUGGACUGUGCGCGGUGAUCUGGUCACGGUUGACGGCGAAGAGUACCUGAAGGUGCGCCACGUGAACGUGUUGCCGGAGGUGGGCGAUAUGCAGGUCUACGCCUCGAACCUGUUCACAGGCAACGAUGAGCUCGACAAAGCUGCCCUGCGGUUCGCAAACCUCUACUGGCCGACCAUCUACAAGGAGCUGCUUCCCUACGCGGAUGAGGGAUGGGACAAAUUCUUGCGGGGACAGCUUAACAAGUUCUUCCUCAAGUUUCCCUUCAGAGCCAUCUUCCCAGAGAACUAACAGAGCAUCUGCAGCAGGCAGCACGCACGCGCACAAAUGCCAACGUCUUCAGAAAGUGUAAAUCUGGUUUUAUAUUACGAGGAACAGCCGUAGCUUCCAAGUAGUUAGACGUUCUGCCUCGCAGCCGGGAAAUCCUGGGUUCAAGUGUCGGCUCGGUAACGGAAUGUUCUGUCUGAGGGUUUCCGACGUUCUCCUCAGUCUCUACCUUCAAAUUCAGGGAUAAUGCGACGUUCUAGGCCAGGGCCGCUUCCUUCCAAAUCUUCUCAAAUUCAUUAUUCACUAAUUAUCGUACCGGGCAGUAGAGAGGCCCGAUCGUAGGUUGCUAAAAGAUGCUGUAUGAACUGUGGUCGUUGCUUAGCGUCGAACCUCGUGAAUGGAUUAUGGCAAUAGGUGAACUUGAAACGACUGGGAAGGAAGAGGUAGUUUCUAUUUCGAGAUACUCUGCAGAUAUUCACCUGGAGGGACCGAGGAAAGCCAUGAAAUACGAGCCAGGAUACUUCACGUCCAGGCCAAGGUUAUUAUCGGGUACUUCCGGAAUACAGGCCAGACGCGUUACCGCUCUCAGCAUCCGGUCACUUGCCGCCGCUGCACACCGACAGCGUCGCAGCGCCCUGUUCAUCUUCUGGCACUCUGCUUCCAUCCUCAGGUUAAAAGUUGGGAUAGCAUCUACUCAGUUGGGUCCGUUACAUGUAGCUGACAUCAGUCAGUGAACUACAGGAUCCGGUUUAUCUGAUGGAGAGAGGAAGUUGUCAGCACUUGCUCGCUCUCACGGGUCCCGUGUGUGGCAGCGUUCCAAGUGAGACCAGUGCGCAUGCGCCGCUGCACUCAGCAGCGCCCCAGUCCACCACGCGUGUCCCACCCAGCUGAACGUCAAGUCCCACUGUUUGAGAAACACUGCAUCAGACAAAUGAACGUCUAGGGCCGUUAAGACGUGCUGCCUGCGACGGAAGAAACUCGUGACGUCGUUUAACGCUGACGUCAUGUUUCAUCCAGCGACGCCUUCAACAUUGACUGCUUGUGGCUGCAUCUCACGGCAGGCCACGAUCUGUUUAAUUACUAUGUAACUUUAUUGAAUGAAUAAAUAACUGCUUUAUGGAACACACACAG
Cryptotermes secundus is the source of this 1908-nucleotide messenger RNA. RefSeq names its product protein takeout. The record is from RefSeq and is a predicted model, not a curated record. Lineage: Eukaryota; Metazoa; Arthropoda; Insecta; Blattodea; Kalotermitidae. The transcript has 6 exons. Bases 40 to 801 code for a protein of 253 amino acids.